This is a messenger RNA of Dentiscutata erythropus, 194 nucleotides long. Lineage: Eukaryota; Fungi; Glomeromycota; Glomeromycetes; Diversisporales; Gigasporaceae. The record is from the annotation of a GenBank genome assembly.
CAAAAGUUUCUGUAAGUCUCAAACAAAGGUUUUGUGAGCUCAACGUCUCUAUUGUCACAGAAAAAAUAUUAUCAUUUGGUAAAGGAAAAGCAUCUUUUAAAAAUGUAAAAUUAAAUUCUAAACUAUUAACCUUGGCUGGAAUGCAUGACUUCAAAGGAUUACUUAAUGAAUUAUAUGAAGUUAUUUUAGAUUGA